GAAAUUCUCUCUCUCUUGCCCGCAAGUCGUCGUCGUGGUCUCAACUGCAGCAACCCGGCAAGUCUGCAACAGCCAGAGAUACACGCAGUAAUAAUAGUAAGCUGAAAAAAGUCAAAAAUCAUUACUAGGGAGAAUUUAUACCUACUGGCUACAGGAGUAUAAAAAUGAGGCGAGGGUGCUGAGAGGGACUCUGAAACCACCAUAAGAGCAGAGGUGAGCGAGAGAGUGUUUGGAUCACAAUUUAUACAAACAAUGUGGAGAGCGGCUCGAUCUGCGGUGUCAAGUCUCCGCCGCCGCCGCUGCUCGCGGUGGUACUCGACGGCGAUUCCGGGACCGUGUAUUGUCCACAAGCGCGGUGCUGAUAUUCUCCAUGAUCCGUGGUUCAAUAAGGAUACAGGCUUCCCUUUGACUGAAAGAGAUCGACUAGGACUUCGUGGUCUACUUCCACCACGUGUCAUAUCUUUUCAACAGCAAUAUUCUCGUUUCAUGGAGUCAUUUCGAUCUCUUGAAAAGAAUACUCAAGGACAACCAGAGAGUAGUGUAUCAUUAGCAAAAUGGAGGAUCUUGAAUAGAUUACAUGACAGGAAUGAGACAUUGUACUACCGAGUUCUUAUUGAUAACAUUAAAGAUUUUGCUCCUAUAGUAUACACUCCAACGGUGGGAUUGGUAUGCCAAAACUACUCAGGGUUGUUCAGGCGCCCACGUGGGAUGUAUUUUAGCGCCAAAGAUAAGGGAGAGAUGAUGUCAAUGAUCUAUAACUGGCCUUCUCAACAGGUAGACAUGAUUGUCAUUACAGAUGGAAGUAGAAUUCUUGGUCUAGGUGAUCUUGGAGUUCAGGGAAUCGGCAUACCGAUUGGCAAACUUGACAUGUAUGUUGCGGCAGCUGGUAUCAAUCCACAAAGAGUUCUUCCUGUUAUGCUUGAUGUUGGAACAAACAAUCAGAGGCUUCUUGAAGACCGUCUUUAUCUGGGAUUGCGACAACCUAGGUUAGAAGGAGAAGAAUAUUUGUCAAUAGUUGAUGAAUUUAUGGAAGCUGUUCAUGCUCGUUGGCCGAAGGCUGUUGUGCAGUUUGAGGAUUUUCAAGCAAAGUGGGCGUUUGAGACUCUACAUCGCUAUCGAAAAAGGUUUUGCAUGUUCAAUGAUGACAUACAGGGAACUGCUGGCGUUGCUCUAGCAGGUCUAUUAGGAACUGUCAGAGCACAGGGGCGGCCAUUGACUGAUUUUGCCAACCAAAAGAUAGUCGUGGUAGGAGCAGGAAGUGCAGGGCUUGGUGUUCUUAACAUGGCAAUGCAGGCUGUUUCGAGAAUGUCUGGACCAUCUGCACAUCCUCAAUUUUUCCUUCUGGAUAAAAAUGGUCUCAUCACAAAAGAUAGGAAGAAUAUUGAUCCAGUUGCCUUGCCUUUUGCCAAAGACCAACAUGAGAUUGAGGGACUAGGACUUCGUGAGGGUGAAGGGCUCCUUGAAGUGGUUAAAAAGGUCAAGCCUCAUGUGCUUCUUGGUUUGUCUGCAGUCGGUGGUCUCUUCAAUGAAGAGGUGCUUAAGGCCAUGCGGGAUUCAGAUUCCUCUAAACCUGCUAUAUUUGCAAUGUCAAACCCCACAAACAAUGCUGAAUGCACUGCUGCUGAUGCUUUUAAGCACGCUGGUCCAAAUAUUGUCUUUGGUAGCGGGAGCCCCUUUGCCAAUGUUGACCUUGGGAAUGGAAAAAUAGGAUAUGUAAAUCAAGCAAACAAUAUGUACCUCUUCCCAGGGAUUGGUUUGGGAGCUCUUCUUUCUGGUGCUCGAAUAAUUUCUGACACAAUGUUGGAAGCUGCUGCAGAGCGCCUUGCUUCUUAUAUGUCAGACGAAGAAGUCCAAAAGGGACUCUUAUAUCCAUCCAUCGAUAACAUCCGGGAUAUUACAGCAGAGGUUGGCGCUGCUGUUCUUCGAGCAGCUGUUGCUGAAGAACUGGCGGAAGGACAUGGCGAAGUGGGACCCAAAGAUCUACAACAUAUGUCAAAGGAGGAGAGUGUUGAAUAUAUCCGAAGCAAUAUGUGGGACCCUAUUUACAGUCCUCUUGUUCACGAGACCUGAAGCACAAAGCCGUUCUUGGCUAAACUUAUGCUGACCAGGAUAUCUGGUUAGCCUUCGGGCUGCUAUAAUGUUGAAGUUUAUCUUCGUGCACUAUGUAAUUGUUAGCGGAAGGUUUAAUGGAUGAAAUUAUGCAACUAGAACGAACAUACGAGCUUAUCCCGGAUUCUGAUAUGGCCUCUUUUAAAGCCAUUUCUUGGUCUAUAUUUGAUUGUAUACUCAUUCUUGAACGUAAGACCUCAGAUGUCUUGUACCAAGCAGCCAUUUUGAGUGUCAUAAACUGUUAUGUAGUUCACUUAUGAGUGUUAGCUGAGUUUAUGGCAAUUCCUAAGCCAAUAUAGAACUAUUUGGAAGAGUUGAAUUGUACUAGUUCUAAAAGUUUCAAUUAAACACUCAAACUCGGUCCAUCUAAUAAAUGGUUAUAUUUAACUUUUCUUUACUGAUAAA
Molecule: messenger RNA, 2514 nt
Organism: Ipomoea triloba (trilobed morning glory)
Lineage: Eukaryota; Viridiplantae; Streptophyta; Magnoliopsida; Solanales; Convolvulaceae
Product: NAD-dependent malic enzyme 59 kDa isoform, mitochondrial
Exons: 19
Coding region: 253-2070 (605 amino acids)
Biological process (GO): malate metabolic process; pyruvate metabolic process
Cellular component (GO): mitochondrion
Molecular function (GO): NAD binding; malate dehydrogenase (decarboxylating) (NAD+) activity
Source: RefSeq, a predicted model, not a curated record